Molecule: messenger RNA, 324 nt
Organism: Vicia faba (fava bean)
Lineage: Eukaryota; Viridiplantae; Streptophyta; Magnoliopsida; Fabales; Fabaceae
Source: the annotation of a GenBank genome assembly
AUGGGAAACUGUGGUAGCAACCCUAAGACCGACGAGGGACCCGAGCCAGUGCCAUUGCCCGCCCCUGUGCCGGUAACUGAGGAGGUUAAGGUUGAGCAUGCAGUGAAAGAGACUCCAAUUGAAGAUAACAAGUCCCUAAUCACCUUGCUUAAGGAGAAUGUGGAGGAGUCAAAGAAGAAAGAAGGAGUGAAGGCUGAGGCUAAGGAAGUGAAGGCUGAACCUAAGAUAGAAAAACCUAAGAAUGAAGUGUUAAAGGUUCAAGAAGAGGAGCCACAAACAGAAGAGAAAAAGAUGGAGGCCUUUUUUGCAAAGAGAGAGGGCUAG